Molecule: messenger RNA, 468 nt
Organism: Gongylonema pulchrum
Lineage: Eukaryota; Metazoa; Nematoda; Chromadorea; Rhabditida; Gongylonematidae
Source: the annotation of a GenBank genome assembly
AUGGUGAAGAAGAAAGCAAGGAAGCGGCAACGAACCAUUUUACCGGAGACACCACCAAACGACAAAACGAGGAAAACUCCGAGAAGCACGCCGCGCAGGACCAUCGCAAUGGAACAGAAUGACGAUGCAGCGCAAGCAACAACCACAAAAAAUCACUGAUCGAUGGAAUUGGAUGCCUCAUCAGCAGCAGGAGGCGCCGGAAGGGAUAACAUCUUGGAUGAAGUGAGUUUUCUACAAGUUGAGGACGAAAUUCAGAUGGACAGAGUGCGCCAAUCGGCGGUGAAAUUCUCGCUGGAUGAGUUCACGCAUCUGUUACGUCGAAAUUUAAUGGAUAAGCGACCAAUGUUAAGCGCUGCUGAUCGGGAGGAUGUGAUGGAAGCGGUCAGUGAGACGAAGAAGCACGAACCAUCAGAUAUCAACUGCGAUUUUUUGGCACGUUUGCGCCAUCUUGCUGAAGUUUUGUCGUAA